CCCGCGGAGCUCCGAGCCCCAGCCGGCAGCGACUUGCCACCGGGCGCUCCUUACCUGGCGCCCGCCCCGCUCCGCCCCGCCCCCGGCAGGGAGCAGGCCCCGCCCCGGCUGAGCAGCCGCCCGGGCGAGGCGCCUGUGUGUGAGGGCAGCGGGCUGGGGUCUGGCGCGGCCGGGGGUGCCCGCCCCCCUCCCGGGUUUUGCAGUGGGCGCUCGCCCCUCUGCCUCCUCGCGCCGCGCUCCGGCCCCGAGCCGCAGACGGUCCCCAGCCUCUCGGGGGCUGGCGGGGAAGGGGCUCGGCAGCCCCGGCCGCUGCAAGAGGCGCUCGGAGAGCCGGGAGGCUGCCGCUAACCGAUGCUUUUCUUGAUCUGUUUGUGAACAAUUUGGGCUCCAGUACAAGGAAGACCUGGGGCAUCUGCAGGAAACAGUCCUGGGGAUACACUGCACAAGUAUUUUAGAUUUCCCUGUUCAGUAAUAGUCAGCAUGCUACUAUUCUAUCACAUGUUGGCAUUAGCUUCUCUUCAGAUCUUCAUCCUCUCAGGGAAUUGGGCUCUAGCCAAGAACAUCAACUUCUAUAAUGUGAGACCUCCACUAGACCCCACUCCAUUUCCAAACAGCUUUAAGUGUUUCACCUGUGCAAAUGCAGUUGACAAUUACAACUGUAACAGAUGGGCUGAAGAUAAAUGGUGCCCUGAAAAUACAAAGUACUGCUUGACAGUUCAUCAUUUCACAAGCCAUGGAAGGAGUACAUCUGUGACCAAAAAAUGUGCUACCAGGGAUGAAUGCCAUUUUGUUGGCUGUCACCCACGCAGAGAGACAGGCCGUACAGAAUGCAUUUCUUGCUGUGAAGGGAUGAUCUGCAAUGUAGAAAUACCAACCAAUCACACAAAUGCAGUGUUUUCAGUAAUGCAUGCUCCGAGGACAUCAGAUGGCAGCAGGAGGACAAUUAGCAUUCCAGUACUUGCAUCAGUCAUAACAAUUAUGUUGUUAUGAUGCAGUUUUCCAUGUGCCAAAUGUGAUUCAGAGGGAUAAACUUUCUGGGCUCAGCUAUAAGAACAUUUCAGUUUGAAGGAAGUCUCCGGCCCCCUUCAGAUGAUAGAAGAUGGUAGGAAAACAUGGACAUGCACAUCAUGAAGUUUGUUGAUCAUUUAUUGAAAAUUCUUGCAAAGAGUCUGAAGUAUUUAAAAACAAACAAACUGGUGACCAGACACUAUAGUAGACUUUAACCAGUUAUCUGAAUUCUUCAUUUGGUGAUGGAAGCGUGUGUACACUCUGCACAUUACUUGAACAAGGAAACUGGUUGUCUGUAGGCAGUCAAUUUACCAAGUGAGAUAAAGGGAUACUUCUAGAUGCAAAAGCUGUGCCAAGCUUACCUCAAGAGAAGCCACUUUUUUCAUAACUUUGAGUAUUGACUUGUAGUGUUGUAGUCUCUUGUCUGCCUUAUUGAUGAGAAAAUGUUAUGUUUAAGUUCAUCCUUUACAGUUCUCCAUGAACACCAUGUUCAUUGAGAACAAGGUAUCUAAGAAAUAGACAAAAGUGCUUUUUUUUAUUCAGUUUUGGUCAGAACUUCGAUGUCCUAUGGAAAAACUGAAAAAUAUUUAAAUUUUUUUUCUCUCCUACAACAACAUUGUGACCCCUCCUCAGAUUAUAAAAUGAUGAAUCCACCAAAAAAUAAAUAAAAUCCUAACAAAAGAUGACCAACUGCUUAGGCUCCUAUGAGUCUCUAUUUAGGCAUGUAACUAAAGCAGUCUGAAAGAGUGCUGAGUACCUGUAUCUCCCAUUGUCUUUGAUAGGAUUUGUGGGUGAUCAGUUCUUCCAGAUACCUCACCACUUUUAUUUAGGAGCCUAACGUUAGGCACCCAGCUUUGAAAAGUAUGGCUUAAGUUUCUAAAAAUAAUGUUGCCAAUCUUACCCUUUUUUCCCACAGUUGUAGUAGAUUUUUUUUAAGGCCUGGUUUAUUGUAUAUUUUGACUAAUGUUGCACAUCUGACCAGUUGGAAAAAUUAAAAAUAGUAGAAUUUA
Molecule: messenger RNA, 2018 nt
Organism: Chelonia mydas (Green sea turtle)
Lineage: Eukaryota; Metazoa; Chordata; Testudines; Cheloniidae
Gene: LYPD6B
Product: LY6/PLAUR domain containing 6B
Exons: 6
Coding region: 481-990 (169 amino acids)
Molecular function (GO): acetylcholine receptor regulator activity
Source: RefSeq, a predicted model, not a curated record